AAGGAAAGCCGGAGCCACAGCAGCGUCAGGCAGUGUGAGUGUUUUCGCUGUACCUGACAACAACCGUGAUUAAUAACACAUUCCUCUGCUCUUUCGACUGUGUUGUAUUCUUCUGUUUGGACUUAGACACAGACAACAUGCUGAUAACCGAAUUCCGAAUUGUCCUGCCCAUUUCAGUGGAUGAGUACCAGGUGGGUCAGCUGUAUACAGUAGCUGAGGCCAGUAAGGAUGAGACUGGCGGAGGAGACGGUGUUGAGGUGUUGAUCAACGAGCCGUAUGAGAAAGAUGGCCAGAAGGGACAGUACACUCACAAGAUCUACUACCUGAAUAGCAAAGUGCCAUCCCUAAUUCAGAAACUGGCCCCUAAAGGUUCUCUAGAGGUUCACGAGAAGGCCUGGAACGCAUAUCCUUACUGUCGGACUGGUGAGUCACUAUACAGACACACAUUUUGGUUGUUAAUAGUAAAUAAUUCACCACUGCGUUUCAAAAUGAUUGAGGUAAAAGACAUGAAUGGACUGUAUGUGUCCUAUUCACAGAACGCCUAUUUGGGAAACAAAUUCAGCAUGACGAUCGAGACAUGGCACAAGGCUGAUAUGGGGGAGGAGGAGAAUGUACACGGACUAGACCAAACAACAUGGGAUUCAGUUGUGAUUGCCAAUAUUGACAUCGGAGAAACUCCACAGGGCCUGAAAACAGAGUUUAAUCCAGCCAACUUCACGUCAGAGAAAACGAAGCGAGGACCUUUGACACCAGGCUGGAAGGAAAAACUCGCCCAAGACACUGAAUGUCCACACAUGUGCGCUUACAAGCUCGUCACUCUUGAGGCCAGGGCACCUAUGAUACAGAAGACGGUCGAAAAUAUGAUUAUGAAGGCGGAGAGGAAUUUGUUUGACAAAUUCCACAAACAGCUGUUCUGCACGAUCGACGACUGGGUCAAUCUGACGAUGGAAGACAUACGACAAAAAGAGGAGAACACAAAAAAGGAGCUGGAUGAGAUGAGGGGAAAGGAUGAGGUCAGAGGCAUGACAGUAGACGGCUGAAGAGCAGACCCUGUGGAUUCCUGUUCCUUCCGAAGGCUCGGUCUCGUCACCUUUGACCCUGGACUUAGAAGAACCUCAUAAACGUGAUAAAAAAAAAAAUCUCUUAAUAAAUGUUUCAAUUAAUGAGA
Solea solea (common sole) is the source of this 1168-nucleotide messenger RNA. RefSeq names its product phosphatidylinositol transfer protein alpha isoform-like. Gene Ontology annotation, molecular function: phosphatidylinositol binding; phosphatidylcholine binding; phosphatidylcholine intramembrane carrier activity. Gene Ontology annotation, cellular component: cytoplasm. The transcript has 11 exons. The record is from RefSeq and is a predicted model, not a curated record. Gene Ontology annotation, biological process: phospholipid transport. Bases 138 to 1040 code for a protein of 300 amino acids. NCBI's taxonomy places the organism in Eukaryota, Metazoa, Chordata, Actinopteri, Pleuronectiformes, Soleidae.